This is a messenger RNA of Hyaloscypha bicolor E, 1416 nucleotides long. Its product is annotated as mitochondrial putative fumarate hydratase. Gene Ontology annotation, biological process: malate metabolic process; fumarate metabolic process; tricarboxylic acid cycle. Lineage: Eukaryota; Fungi; Ascomycota; Leotiomycetes; Helotiales; Hyaloscyphaceae. The record is from RefSeq and is a predicted model, not a curated record. The transcript is spliced from 3 exons. The coding region runs from base 1 to 1416 and encodes 471 amino acids. Gene Ontology annotation, cellular component: tricarboxylic acid cycle heteromeric enzyme complex; mitochondrion. Gene Ontology annotation, molecular function: fumarate hydratase activity.
AUGGCAGAGACUAGAGCAGAGACAGAUGCCUUUGGGGAGGUGCAGGUGCCUGCAGACAAAUACUGGGGAGCACAAACAGAGCGGUCACUGGAGAACUUCAAGAUCAACCAGCCUCAAGAUCGCAUGCCCCCUCCAAUCGUCAAGGCGUUCGGUAUUCUCAAGGGAGCGGCAGCUACGGUCAACAUGACAUUUGGACUGGACCCCAAGAUUGGCAAAGCCAUCCAGCAAGCUGCUGCUGAGGUUGCAGACCUCAAACUCCUCGACCACUUCCCUCUCGUCGUCUGGCAGACUGGCUCAGGAACACAGUCGAACAUGAAUGCAAAUGAGGUCAUUUCAAAUAGAGCAAUUGAGAUCCUGGGCGGAAAGAUGGGCAGCAAGAAGCCGGUUCACCCGAACGACCAUGUCAAUAUGAGCGCCUCUUCCAACGAUACCUUCCCUACCGUCAUGCACAUUGCUGCAGUCCUUGAAAUCGAACACGAACUUUUACCUGCUAUUAAAUCCCUUCGAGACGCUCUCCAAAAGAAAGUCGAUGAGUUCGAGGCAAAGAAGAUUAUCAAGAUUGGCCGGACUCAUCUGCAAGAUGCCACACCUCUCACUCUCGCACAAGAGUUCUCUGGAUAUGUUGCACAGUUGGAGUUUGGCAUCAAACGUGUGGAGUCAUCACUCCCGGAUCUCCGCUUGCUGGCACAAGGAGGAACAGCCGUUGGAACUGGUAUCAAUACAUUCAAGGGCUUUGCGGAAGCUAUUGCUUUGGAAGUUUCAAAGAUGACAGGCACCGAGUUCAAGACUGCCCCUAACAAGUUCGAAUCACUUGCUGCGCACGACGCCAUUGUUCAAGCUUCUGGCUCGCUGAACACCCUUGCCUCGUCACUCUUCAAGAUCGCCCAAGACAUCAGAUAUCUUGGAUCUGGUCCCCGAUGUGGACUCGGUGAGCUGGCUCUCCCUGAAAAUGAGCCAGGGUCCAGCAUCAUGCCUGGAAAAGUCAAUCCGACACAAUGUGAAGCUCUCACAAUGGUUUGUGCGCAGGUAAUCGGAAACCAUACUGCCACCACGAUUGGUGGCAUGAACGGCCAAUUCGAAUUGAACGUCUUCAAGCCUCUGGUAAUCAGGAACCUGCUACAUAGCAUCCGGAUUCUGAGUGAUGGAAUGAGGAGCUUCGAGCAGAAUCUUGUUGUUGGCCUACAGGCGAAUGAGGACAAGAUUGCUCAGAUUAUGAAGGAGUCACUCAUGUUAGUAACCUGUCUCAACCCCAAGAUCGGAUACGACAUGGCUAGCAAGGUCGCCAAGAACGCCCAUAAGAAGGGCUUGACUUUGAAGGAAUCAGCUAUGGAGCUGAAGGCGUUGAGUGAGGAGGACUUUGAUAGAUUGGUGAAGCCGGAACUGAUGAUUGGGCCGGAGGAGUAUAAGGGUAAAUAG